Alternaria hordeiaustralica is the source of this 1431-nucleotide messenger RNA. RefSeq lists its product as uncharacterized. The transcript has 3 exons. Gene Ontology annotation, biological process: transmembrane transport. Bases 1 to 1431 code for a protein of 476 amino acids. Gene Ontology annotation, molecular function: ATP hydrolysis activity; ABC-type oligopeptide transporter activity; ATP binding. Gene Ontology annotation, cellular component: membrane. The record is from RefSeq and is a predicted model, not a curated record. Lineage: Eukaryota; Fungi; Ascomycota; Dothideomycetes; Pleosporales; Pleosporaceae.
AUGCCCGCACUGCUUGGCGGUAUUGCGAUGGCGUCCGUCGCUGCGCUGUCCAUGCCCGCUUUCGCAAUCCUCUACGGUCUCGUAUCUGGUCAAUACACAAGCUAUGGCGAAGGAUCGAGAAGCAGCAGCCAACUCAUGAGCAACAUGGCCAGGUUCUGCGUAAUUCUUACCGCUCUCGCAACACUCAACUGGAUUGCCGAUAGUUUCUACUAUCUCUUCUUUCUCAUGUUCGGAGAGCUCCAGGCGAGGAGUGCCCGCAACAGAAUCUUCGAUGCUCUUAUCAAAAAGGAUAUGGCUUGGAUCGAUACGCGGGAGGAUGGAAUCGCCGCAUUUCUGCCGAUAGUACAGAUAUUCUGGUACGGUAGUCACCUCGUCGAAACCGGGGAAAGUGACCCAAAACAGGUCCUCAUGACGUUCUGGGCAGCACUUAUGGCAAUGUCUGGGAUGACCCAGAUAAUGCCUCAGCUGAUUGUAUUGCAGCAAGGAAAGAUGGCCGGUGCAAAAUUAAGUGUGCUUAUGAAGUUGAUUUCAACGAGCGAUCAGCAAUUCGAAUCGCAAGGCAAACUGCGGCCUGAGAGAUGUACGGGCCAGCUCGAGUUUCGAAAGGUCACAUUCUCAUAUCCUUCACGCGCAGACGAGACUGUCAUUCGAGAUGCUUCGCUUCUAAUCCGGGCUAGAGAGACGACCUUUGUCGUCGGCAAAAGGGGUUCCGGAAAGAGCACACUAGCACAACUUCUCGUCCGCUUCUAUCGGCCUUCUUCAGGACAGAUAUUCCUGGAUGACGUUCCACUCGAAGAUUUGGACGUCAAAUGGUUACGACAGAAAGUCAUGCUUGUUGAGCAGCACAGCGUGCUGUUCAAUGAUACUAUCCGCCACAAUCUCGCUCUUGGUCAGCUAGGUGAUGCAGUGGAUAUGCAAGAUAUCCGCAAUGCAGUCAAGUUUGCUAUGCUAGAACCUGUUAUGGAGAGCUUUCCCAAUGGACUGGAUACUGAACUCGGCAUGAAGGGUGGCUCAUUGAGUGGAGGGCAGAGACAAAGAAUGGCUCUAGCUCAAGCUAGGAUUGGGAUCUCGCCGGUGCUGAUCCUGGACGAAUCAACCAGUUCUCUUGAUUACGUUACACGAGCCGAGAUGCUUGACGCUAUACGAAGCUGGCGGAAAGGGAAGACAACGAUUAUCAUUACCCAUGACAUCUUGCAGAUCCGACCCAACGACUUCCUGUACUUGCUGGACAACGCCCGGGUAGUACAACAGGGGUGUCGAAAAGAGCUCGAGUCACAAAAUGGAUCUUUCAGUCUUGUCUUGAUACGCACACCGAGGCUGACACAGACGAUGAGUCUGAUGAUCAUGAGGACGAGUCCUAUUGGGGGCCUGAAGCUGGUGACGGCAAUGUGGAACACGAGGAGUCACGGACAGCCCGGAUCAUUUCUAUGA